Gossypium arboreum is the source of this 651-nucleotide messenger RNA. RefSeq names its product cytochrome P450 CYP749A22-like. Gene Ontology annotation, molecular function: iron ion binding; heme binding; oxidoreductase activity, acting on paired donors, with incorporation or reduction of molecular oxygen. The record is from RefSeq and is a predicted model, not a curated record. The transcript is spliced from 2 exons. The coding region runs from base 1 to 651 and encodes 216 amino acids. NCBI's taxonomy places the organism in Eukaryota, Viridiplantae, Streptophyta, Magnoliopsida, Malvales, Malvaceae.
AUGACCGGAGAAGUCGACAGCUGCGGCCAUGAUUUUCUAGGAUUACUUGUAAAUGUCUAUCAUGAUUCGGAUGAGAAAAACAGGUUUUUGAUACAAGAUAUAGUAGAUGAGUGUAAAACUUUCUAUUUUGCUGGGCAAGAAACAACCAAUUCCUUGCUUGCAUGGAUAACCCUACUUUUAGCAAUACAUACAGAUUGGCAAGACAAAGCAAGAGCAGAGGUUACCAUGAUUGUUAAUGAAACUUUACGGCUCUAUCCUCCUCUAAAUGGCGUGGUAAGAAAGGCAGUAAGAGAUGUCCAAUUAGGAGAACUUGCCCUACCUAAUUAUUUAGACCUCAACAUCCGAUUCAUAGCACUCCACCAUGACCCUGCCGUAUGGGGAGAUGAUGUUCAUCUUUUCAAACCAGAAAGGUUUGCUGAAGGGAUUGCCAAAGCUACUAACAACAAUGCAGCUGCAUUUAUGCCCUUUGGAUUGGAACCUCGAUCUUGCGUUGGAAUGAGCUUUGCAAUCACUGAAACCAAAAUCGCCCUUUCCAUGAUUCUGCAACGCUACACUUUCACCCUUUCCCCUACCUAUGUUCACGCACCUUUACCAAAUCUUUCACUCAAGCCACAACAUGGGCUUCAUUUGUUGUUUCAUUCACUACAUUAA